Drosophila obscura is the source of this 1544-nucleotide messenger RNA. RefSeq lists its product as uncharacterized. The transcript has 2 exons. NCBI's taxonomy places the organism in Eukaryota, Metazoa, Arthropoda, Insecta, Diptera, Drosophilidae. The coding region runs from base 38 to 1102 and encodes 354 amino acids. The record is from RefSeq and is a predicted model, not a curated record.
CAUUCGCAGUCGCAUCUAGCUUCAGCUUUUGUUGUCCAUGUCAAUCUUACUCAGGGACAGCAGAGAGGCACUGCCCGAAGUCAGUGCCACUUCGUGUGUGGACUGUGGUGGGUGUGUGUCCCAGAUGUCUACUACUAUUAUAUUUCUGUUGCUACAACUGCUGGCGAGCAUGUCCAUGGGCUCUCUGAAUUGUCCCACUGACGCGCCGAUUCCACUGCAGUUUCAUUUGGUUCGGGAGUGUCAACGGGCUUUGGCGGACGAUGCACUGGCUCUGGAGAGCACAUCAUCCUUGGAGGACUGCGCCAACUUGGCCCGUGAAUUGCAUGGACUGGCCUUGAACUACGCUCCAGGUGGUUCAACGCGAAACAGGAAUAAGUUUAUUCAGCCGAUCUCUGGCAACAGCUCCAGUGCCCGCCAAAAGGACUUGCGCAGCCGAUUGACGGUAUUUGAGCAGCCCGCAGAGUUCUUCAACUGUCAUGUACUGCAGUGCCCGCAGAAUAGCACCUUUGGGGGCAUGGUCAAUGACAGCCGCUUCGACUACUACAGCUUGUAUGGCAGACCAACAACACUGCAGAAUUAUAGCUGUGUGCCAGAGGUUGGUCUUUUUCUGGUGUACACCCAUCCCAGCAGCUAUCUGAAUGCAUCCUUGGCGUGCAGCAACUCCAGCGAGUUCGACGGCAGCUUGGCGCACAUCGCCUCCGAGUCUCGGACGAGAACCUUAUCACAAUGGCUGCUAGAUUUUAACAGAAGUACGCGCCCAGUGCUGGAAGCAGAGCCUAUGCCAGAUAUUUUCCUGGCCUAUGUGGGACUAGCAUAUAAUUGUACAACCUCCCUAAGCCUUCACGAUUUCAGGAAUGCUCAGCACGAGAGCUUGAUGUGUUUUCUUUACAGGGCAUGGGAUGUUGGUCAUCCAGGCCUUGGGCUGCAGCGGGCCAACGCGAGUUGCGUUGCACUGACGCCGCAGGCCACCUGGCAUGCGAUCAGCUGCGAACGCGAACUACCUUUUAUUUGCGAAAUAUUUACUGCGAGUCCAAGGAGCUGGAAGCGUGAGGCGGAACUGGAUAUCGGGCCGAAUGCUGUGGCAGAGUGUCGUAAUGAUUGAGUCUGUGGUGCAGCACUGUUAUUCGCAGCCGUUUUAUUCACUUAAGCCGUUUUGAAAACACAAAAGCCAAAUGUACUAGUAUUAUGUAGUGUCAGCCCACCUCCCGCACUCUAUCGAACGUGAGUCGCAAUGUUUGAAGGUUUUAAAACAAAUAAAGUGCACACCAUCGCAGCUGGAACUGAAGUCCUCCGGGUUUAGUGGUACUUGUAGUUCCUGUGGUGCUUCAAUUUGGUGUAGUUGAUCAUAUAGAAGAACGUCAUGCUGGCCACGGUCAGCUGGAAGAAGGGUGCAAUGCCAGCACGCUUCGGGAAAACGUACUUAUGCUGCCAGCGCCACCAGGCACGGCUGACGGCACCAACAAUGGCAUUGGGGGUCUUGUUACGGCGACCAAACCAGGAGCCCAACUCGCCCAAUUUCACCUGUCCGAAUGGGACAUCAGCUG